This is a messenger RNA of Amyelois transitella, 3722 nucleotides long. RefSeq lists its product as uncharacterized. Gene Ontology annotation, cellular component: cytoplasm. The record is from RefSeq and is a predicted model, not a curated record. Lineage: Eukaryota; Metazoa; Arthropoda; Insecta; Lepidoptera; Pyralidae. The coding region runs from base 363 to 3149 and encodes 928 amino acids. The transcript has 14 exons. Gene Ontology annotation, molecular function: cysteine-type deubiquitinase activity. Gene Ontology annotation, biological process: protein deubiquitination.
GUGGCAUAAAAAUAGGAUUGCCAACAACUUGAGUGACGUCACGGCGACCAAUGUAUGGAGCUUCUAAAAUUACAGAUCAGAACAAAUUAUUAUUUCAUCGUAUACGCUUCAUUUUCUUCGAUAUUAAACACGAAAGUGACGAUAUUCGUGUACGGCGCGAGUGAAUUUAACUGAAAUAUACCAUCAUAUCGUACAGCAGUGCCCGAAAUAGUGAUAAUCUCCAUCGUCUUGGUUACCAAUAUUUUCUCUAAUUUAUGAAAAAAAUGCAAAGGAAGCGACGUCCGUCCAGGUUAAAAAGCGACUAAUUAACUAACUAUAAGCGUAAACAAACUAUGUGAUAUUGUUCUUCUUAAUCAACCAAAAUGCCUGUCGUCUCACCUUCAAGAUAUAACACCUCCUCGUCCAGUCUAUCUGGAUCAUACAGGUCAACUCUGACCUCGUCUUCGAGCGUCGAUAAACCCUACUACCGUAGCAGUAGCGGCACUUACGUCACGUCUACAUUGAGAAGUUCCUAUGGAGAUAGAACAACAGAGUAUAGAUCUAAAUAUUCGGACAUUGAUGGCAAAAGGGAGAGAAAGACCUCUUUAGUGGAAUAUUCUAGAUCUUCAAGAGCUCCAAGCGUCACGGACAGUGACAGCGGUAUUUCAACAAGAUAUAGGUCCGAGAGAAGCGAGUCCAGAUCUAGAGAUAUAUCUACGACCAGGAGCGAAAGCAGUAAGACAUCAGCCGAGCCGUUGACAAGGAACAAAAGGAAUGUUAUAAGCUCAGCAGCUCUCGCCAUGUCAACGGCGGAGUUGUACAAUAAAUACAGCCCGGCUAAUUACGUUCCGCUAACUCAGAGGCUUAAAGAGCAGCAGAAUAAUUAUGGGGAGAUAUCUAGGUCAAAAUCUAUCUCGAACGAUAUAGGCAGACCACCGGCCGCUGACCCGUCGAGAAUUAGGAAAGCUAGGAAUUCUGCCGCCACAAUAAGCGAGAAACCUGAAGGCAGAAGAGCGUACAAGGAAAGUUCGCCAACACCGAGCUAUAGCAAAAGAAACUCUAUGACAAAUGGCUCUAAAGACACAAAUGGAAAUGAAGUGCCAUCGGUUUCAGAGAUCAGAAAGAGAUUCGAUAGUAAAAUGACGGUAACAAAACUACCCACCAAUGAUACAAGGUACACCAAACCGUCCGUUGAACAAUAUCUGAACCAAUUGAAGGAUUGCGAGAACGGCACUGUUGGUUAUACAAAGAUAUUGGCGAAAGAUGAGAAGCCAGUGCCCGUACAUCUGCCGUAUGCUGAUAAAAACGGCGUAAACCACCGUUGGGAAGUCGGCUCGUCUAGUUCUAGGUCGAACUCCAACUCGGAUCUAUCCAUAAGCAAGACAAUAUCCGAACCUGUUUCAUUAGCUAAACCUGUCGUCGACAAAACUAAUCCCAUGUCAACAUCACUAACAACCAAGUUGCCAUCAGAUCGCCUAGCCAGCAUAAAGAGCCAGCUGGACCCUAACAAUCCCAUCGGGAAAAUUCUAGAAAAAUCCACAGUCAUACACGUAGAAAACGGGGAUGUAGAUAAGCGAGAAGUCACACCGAAAAAGGACAUUAAAACUGAUAUAGAGAAACAGGUUAAGACACCAAAACACACAUCUAACUUUGCUUCUUAUAUUCAGAUCUCCCAGCCAAUAGCGACGGGUACUUCCACGCCGAAAAGAGAAGUCAACAACGUAAAUGAUGAUACAAAUGAUGAACCGCGAAGGUCUAAAGUGAAACUUAAAUAUAUAGAUUCAGCUGAAGAUAGUUUAGUAUUAGAUAAUGAUAUUGAAUCUCCUAGUGGUACAGGUUUUGAGAAUAAGACAUUUGAACAUGAGAACUUUUUGAAGAAGCGUACAGAGAAAUCUGAAGAGGACAAAGGGCAAGAAGAUGGUGUAAAGUCUAUGGAAACAAGUUCGGAGAGUACUUUUAGCGAGGCGACCGAAGAUUCGAGUCCGGAUACACCGUCGUCUAGGAGAAGAGUUUUGGACGCCAAAGACUACGAUGAUAUAAAAUCGGAGUUGGCCGGUGGUAAGAGCGGGCCGAGCGGAAUCAGGAGAAGCGUUGAGAGAUCAGAUUCUGAACCGAGGGUCGAGAAACAGCAGAGUCAGACCAGUGGUCUGAACGGCCUCCGCAACAUUGGGAACACGUGCUUCAUGAACAGCGUCAUACAGUGCUUGUCCAACACGCGGCCGCUGCUGGAGUACCUCUCCGAUGAUAAAUACGAGUCGGAGAUAAACACCACGCUGUCGUGCAUGAAGGGCGCUCUCAUUAAAGCGUUCGCCAGCGUCAUCAAGGAGCUGUGGCGUAGUGGUGAAAAGGACUCUGUGGUGAACACGACCAGCCUCAAGUCCCAGGUUCAGAGGUUCGCGCCCAGAUUCAUGGGAUACAGCCAGCAGGAUGCUCAGGAGUUCCUCCGUUACCUGCUGGAAGGUCUGCACGAGGACGUGAACCGGGUCACCGUCAAACCGAAGCCGAUACUGACGGAAAUCGAUGACAAUCUUAGCGACUCGGCCAAGGCGGCGGAGGCGUGGGCGCGCUACCUGCGCGUGGAGGAGUCGCGCGUGGGCGGGCUGUUCGUGGGCCAGCUCAAGUCCACGCUGCGCUGCACGCACUGCCGCCACGACAGCGUCACCUUCGACCCGUUCUGGGACCUCAGUCUGCCUAUCCCGUCGCGCACGGGCAACCUGAAGCUGCAGCAGUGUCUGCAGCACUUCACCAGGGAGGAGGAGAUGGACGGCGACGAGAAACCGACAUGCUCCAAGUGCGGCGUUCGUCGUAAAUGUCUCAAAUGGUUCACUGUGCAAAAGUUCCCUCAGAUAUUGGUCAUACAUUUGAAACGCUUCUCACCGACCGAACGCUUUCGCGGCAAACUCAAUGUGCUGGUGGAGUUCCCUUUCAACGGGCUGGACAUGGGCCCGUACGCUGCCACCAAGCAGAACGUGGUGUACAACUUGUACGCCGUCAGCAACCACUCGGGCACAACUUACUCGGGCCAUUACACCGCGUACUGCAAGCAUCCUUAUACUGGGGAGUGGCACGAGUAUAACGAUUCGCGGGUGACCCCCAUAGCGGCUCGGAAUGUAGUCUCCUCAGAGGCGUACAUGCUGUUCUACGAGCUGGCACGAUCUUCACACUCGUAGCGAGAAAACAGAUGAUAUAGGAUAUGUACAGAAUGGCGGUUAUUUAUUUCAUUUAUAAUAAUAAUUAAUUAAUUGAUAAAUACAUUUCGUUUUAUGCAAAUCCCCGAAUAUUAUUUGGUCGCGGUAAUUUUAUUUUAUUGUAAAAUAUUGUAUCAUAAUAAAUUGUUUUUUUCUUUUUUUAUUUAUUUUAUAAACGCAUUGUUAAUAUUAUUUACGGUUCAGGCAACAUCUUAAUUUUUAAUUACAUCUUUACAAAUACAUGUAUAAAAUCACGUUUAUUUCCCGGCGGGGUAGACAAGAGUAAACCUUUCCAAUUUUUUUACAUCAAUAAAAUCUUUAACUCUAACAUAAGCAAGAGGUGUUGUUGGAUGUGAAAUUAAGUUACAAAAUUACUUUUAUUUAUUAAUUUUAUAUUUAUCGAUACUAGUAUCUUUGGUAUAAAUAUUUGGCAACACUAGUUCAAUUUCAAAAGAUACUUUCAUAGACCAAGGUAUCAUUUGAGUUUGAGUGUACCGCCUUAGAACCCAUCUUGCUUACCAUCAGGCAGACUUAGUUCGAAAGAAUUUAUAAAUA